AAAAAAGUUCAAAUUAAGCAUCUCUUCUCUCACUUUACCCUCUUCUCUCUCUCUGUCUCUCUUUCUUUUUCCGUAACUCUUCAUCUUCUUUUCCCAGAUUUUUCCGUUUUCCAAUUCUCUGUGUCUAAUUCCAAACUUCCUAGGGGUUUUUUCUCCAACGUGAGAAAAAAGCUUCUAGCUUUAGCGAUGGGAUGUUUCGGACGCACUCCGAAAUCGAACAAACGAUCAGAUACCAAAACCACGAAGAACAACGAUUUCACCCCAAAAAAACUCACCGUCAAUGCAAAUCGAGAUAAGCUGACACAACCCAGCUCAGAUUGUUUAAAAGUUAGUAUAUGUGGAGAUGUAAGCAAGGAGAUAGUUACUAAGAAGGAUCAAUUAGCUUUGGAUGCUAAAGAUACUAAUGUUGAAGAUGAAGUUAUAGUGAAGAAAGCACAGACUUUUACAUUUGAAGAACUCUCUGUUUCUACUGGAAACUUUAAGUCGGAUUGUUUUCUAGGAGAAGGAGGUUUUGGAAAAGUUUACAAAGGUUUCAUUGAGAAAAUCAAUCAGGUUGUUGCAAUUAAGCAACUUGAUCGGAAUGGUGCUCAAGGAAUCAGGGAGUUUGUUGUUGAAGUGUUGACAUUAAGUCUCGCUGAUCAUCCAAAUCUCGUCAAGCUUAUAGGAUUUUGCGCUGAGGGUGUUCAGAGACUGUUGGUUUACGAGUAUAUGCCUCUAGGAUCUCUGGAUAAUCACCUUCAUGAUCUUCCUUCUGGUAAAAACCCGCUUGCUUGGAACACUCGAAUGAAAAUAGCGGCUGGUGCAGCAAGAGGACUAGAGUAUCUCCACGAUACAAUGAAACCUCCUGUGAUAUACCGUGAUCUUAAGUGUUCGAAUAUCUUGAUCGAUGAAGGAUAUCACGCAAAACUCUCAGACUUUGGAUUAGCUAAAGUAGGACCAAGAGGAAGUGAAACUCAUGUUUCCACAAGAGUUAUGGGAACAUACGGUUACUGUGCUCCUGAUUACGCAUUAACUGGACAACUCACAUUCAAAUCAGAUGUAUACAGUUUCGGAGUUGUUCUUUUGGAGCUUAUUACUGGAAGGAAAGCUUACGAUAACACGAGAACACGUAAUCACCAGAGUCUUGUUGAAUGGGUAAAGACUAAAAACAUCUCUUUCUCCUUUUUCUAAUUGAGCAUCAUAAUUCACAGUUUUGACUGUAAUGUUACAGGCAAAUCCCUUGUUUAAAGAUAGGAAGAAUUUCAAGAAAAUGGUUGAUCCGUUACUCGAAGGAGAUUAUCCGGUUAGAGGAUUGUAUCAAGCACUUGCAAUAGCUGCAAUGUGUGUUCAAGAACAGCCUAGUAUGAGACCGGUGAUAGCUGAUGUAGUAAUGGCUUUGGAUCACUUAGCUUCUUCUAAAUAUGAUCGUAGUCACCGUCAAAAGCAGGAUAAUGUGACCGAGACUAAAGUCGAUGAAGAGAAAACACUUACCACAGAAUCUAAUGUUUGUGUGGAGGAGAAACAAGAGAUCAAGAUAUGCUCAGAUCAAGCAACUUAAUCAUCAAUGAGGAUUCUUAAAAUUUUGAUAUUUUCUUGAUUUGUAGAAUGCUUCGUUUACGUAAGCAACAGUUUUGUUCGAAUUUCGACUCAUACUUAUAUAGUAAACUGUAGCAAAAGUUCGGUUUAUCAGAAUCUUAAACCAUUACGUAUGGGAAAGUCCGGUUUAUCACCAAACCAGUUUAUGGAAACGAAUUUGUAUGAUGUUCUAAAU
Messenger RNA from Arabidopsis thaliana (thale cress), 1750 nucleotides. Its product is annotated as Protein kinase superfamily protein. Bases 187 to 1170 code for a protein of 327 amino acids. Gene Ontology annotation, cellular component: plasma membrane; pollen tube. Lineage: Eukaryota; Viridiplantae; Streptophyta; Magnoliopsida; Brassicales; Brassicaceae. Gene Ontology annotation, molecular function: protein kinase activity; protein serine kinase activity; ATP binding. The transcript is spliced from 4 exons. The record is from RefSeq and is marked reviewed. Gene Ontology annotation, biological process: pollination.